AUGCGAGUUACUCAUCUCUUUAGUGUUCUGUCUUCUGUAGCCGGGAGCCUGGCCGCGACAUACACGUCGUGUUCUGAGUCUCAGAUAGCCACACUUGAGGUGGCUAUCAGUCGAGCUACUACCAAGGCCUUUGCAGCCAUUGAUCAUUUGGAGGCCAAUCCAAAUGGUAGCGACUUACAAACAACAUGGUAUGGGGAGUUUAGUACUGAAAGGUACAACAAGAUCCUCACUGCCUUCAAGAAAUUUGCGCCUGAUCUAGCUACGACCUUUCGUUAUGAUUGUUCCUGCCAAAGCACUGCCGUAGUUGCAACUAUUGGUGGUACAUAUGGCGAUGUCAGAAUCUGCAGUGUUUUCUUCGACGGCUGGCCAGAGACUGGCCAUCGCUCACAGUGGGACGACACAUUCCGAGACGUUCUUGGGACUCGAGAUAACGGAUACGGCGUUGAGUAUUGCAAACAGUUUGCGCUAGAGGACCCUAACAAGGCCGUCGAGAAUGCCGACAAUCACGCCCGCUUUGCCGUUGAAGUGCCCCCAUUCGGGCCGUGA
Clonostachys byssicola is the source of this 546-nucleotide messenger RNA. The record is from the annotation of a GenBank genome assembly. NCBI's taxonomy places the organism in Eukaryota, Fungi, Ascomycota, Sordariomycetes, Hypocreales, Bionectriaceae.